Molecule: messenger RNA, 1298 nt
Organism: Morus notabilis
Lineage: Eukaryota; Viridiplantae; Streptophyta; Magnoliopsida; Rosales; Moraceae
Product: bark storage protein A
Exons: 5
Coding region: 225-1277 (350 amino acids)
Biological process (GO): nucleoside metabolic process
Molecular function (GO): catalytic activity
Source: RefSeq, a predicted model, not a curated record
UACUUUCUUCCUCCGCCCCAAAAAAGAAAACGUACGGCACCUACUUGUUUUCUUCUCUAAAAUAUCUUUCAGACUCGUUGACUUGAGGAACGAAAUUAAAUAGAAGAAAAAACUCAAUUACAUAUAUCUUCCGAUCUCUAUACAAGGUAUGUUUUGUUAAUGGGCAUAUAAUUAUAAAGCGUUGACCAAAAAAAAAAAAAAGUUUUGGGAUCUCAAGGGAGAAGAUGAAGAUCGGCCAUUUGAAGGUUAUGCUUCUGGCUUUGAUUGUGUUGGUGUUAGGGAAUAGUGGUGGUAAAGCUAAUGGAUCAGUUUCUUCGUUUACCUUGAAAAAGAUUAGUGGAAUAAAUGAGAAGGGUCCAUAUUUGGGUAUUGUGAUUCCAAACGCAUUUGAGUUGGACCCUCUUUUGCAAUCUUCAAGUUUUGUUGCUGAUCCACACCAUCCAUUCGUGGAUUUUUCAGGAAGAAGGUUUCGCAUUGGCAAGUUGGAAAGACAAAAGGUUAUACUUGUUAUGACAGGAUUAAGCAUGCUUAAUGCAGGUAUAGCUACACAACUAUUGGUAACUCUAUUCAAAGUGAAAGGUGUUGUCCACUAUGGAAUUGCAGGAAAUGCAAAUCCUAAACUGCAAAUAGGUGAUGUAACUAUUCCAGAGUAUUGGGCACAUACUGGCCUCUGGAAUUGGCAGAGAUUUGGAGAUGGGCCAGAUGAUGAACUGUCCUUGGAAUCCAAUGGAGACUACACAAGGAAAAUUGGUUACCUAGACUUCUCCGACUUCAACAACAAAACCGCAGAGGGGAAGUUUGUUGACAACCUUUUAAACAAUGUGUGGUAUCAGCCAGAAGAAGUUUUCCCUGUUUUUGGACAUCCUGAGACUAGGCAACACGUCUUUUGGGUUCCAGUUAACCAGCAAUACUUUGCAGCUGCACAGAAACUAGAGAGUGUGAAGUUGAGAGGCUGCGUCAACACAACAACAUGUCUACCAAGAAACCCUGUUGUGACAAGAGUGAAAAGAGGGGUUAGUGCCAAUGUGUUUGUUGACAAUAAGGCAUACAGAGAAUUCUUGAACUCCAAAUUCAACGCAACUCCAAUUGACAUGGAGAGUGCUGCGGUAGCUCUAGUUUGUUUCCAGCAAAAAAAGCCUUUCAUUACGAUCCGGGCACUCUCCGACUUGGCCGGCGGCGGUUCCUCCCUCUCCAAUGAAGCUUCCAUCUUCGCCUCAUUGGCUUCCCAAAAUGCAGUUGAUGUUGUAAUCAGAUUUGUUGCCUUGUUGUCUUCAUAGGUUUCCCCACAUAGAAAUUAA